AUGUCUUUAACACCAGGCCAGAAAUAUUACGCAACAAUAGUUGCAGUGUCAAACACUGGACUAGAAGCAACGAAAGUAUCUGAUGGGUUUACAGUUGACAUAGAACCGCCUAUCCCUGGAAUAGUAUUUGAUGGCAGAUUUUUAUACGACGCAGACUACACCAAUGAGACAACUAUACUACAUGCCCAGUGGCAUGGAUUCUACGACCGACACAGUGGAAUAGACUACUAUAUCUGUUGUGUUGGAACUACAUCAGACACAUCAACAUGUGAUGUGAUUCCAUUUCAUGACGUGGGGCUACAAACCAGUGUGUCGAUUGCGAUCCCUGGUGCAUUGCAACCUGGUAAAUAUUACACCAAAGUGCAGGCAGUAGAUGCAGUUGGGCAUCGCUCAGCUGUUAUAUCCUCUGAUGGAAUAAUCAUUGACAUAACGCCACCAGAUAUACUGCAUAUCACAAGUACAAAUGCAAAUCUACUUCGGAAUCCAUCAUUUGAAGAAGACGAAUCAAAUUUUGACAUUCAUUGUCACCCUCUCUGGUCCAAUUCAACCAGUACUCUUCCCCUUCACUGGAAAACGACAACCGUUACAAAGGUUGCUAUAGUGAACAGUAAAGAUGGUGAAGCAAGCGAUGGCAACCAAGCGUGUCUUUUACUGGGUGGUAUUCAGCAAAGUGUAGCCACUCAAGUAGGGAAUGUGUAUGCAGUGCAAUUUUCUGUGAGCCAUCCUCCUAGACCACCUAUAGAACAUGCGCUACAAACGGGCAAAAUAACUCUUCCUGGUAUUGAGGAGACCUUUCAAAUCUACCCUCGUCAUGAAGUGACAAAGAAUAACAAUGGCCAUCCAAAUUUGCAAUCGACGCCAUUGUCCCAUAUAGCUUGGCACAAACAUCUGUAUACAUUCGUUGCAACUGAACCUAAGUCGACACUUCGUAUAGAAACGCUUGCACGGAACGCUGGACUGUUAAUUGAUGCAGUGAAAAUUGAACUAUUGAGUCACUCUUCUACAAAGGGAGAUAUUGUAGUCGACUACCAACAAACCGGGGAAUGGUCUUUAAUACAAGCCCAUUGGCAAGUGUUAGACCUUGAAAGCCAUAUCGAUGAUAUAUCAUGGGCGAUAGGACUAGUAAGAGGGGGAACCCAGCUUCAAGGGUAUGUUGGUGUCGGUAGGAAGUCGUAUGGAAUCAACACGAAGCUCCAUCUGGUUCAUGGCAUGCUGGUACAUGUGACACUGAUAGUGCGCAAUAACGCAGGAUUGAUGAGUGUUGUAUAUGCUGAACCCAUUGUGAUUGACCGAACACCUCCUGUUAUCGGACUUGUAUCGCACAGCAAAGAUAAUGAUAUCGGGUACCAAAGUGGACAGGUUUUGAUUGCCAAGUGGGACGUUGAGGAUGAUGAAACAACGAUUAGCCAUUGCACUGUUGCAUUCGGUAAUUCUCCGGAGUCAACAGAUAUCACAGAUUUCAAAAAGGUUCUUUUUUCUGGAAACCCCAUGCUGUUUAACUCUACAAAUCAUGUUAACCUUAAACACGGUACCAAGGUUUAUGCAAUUGUGCGUUGUUUUAACACACUUGGUCUUUGGAGCCAGACAUCGUCAACUGGAAUCACGGUUAUAUCAGAGCCUCCAGAUGUGUCACAUGCCCUGAUUGAAUCCCUGCCAAAUAAAAUGUCACAUUUUCCAUGUAGUGAUUGGAUCCAAAAUGACAUUCAUACAAUUCGAUUAAAAUGGGAUGGAUUCCAGAAGUCAACAAAUCACAUAGAUUACUAUCAGGUGAACAUCGAAAUGACGAAUGGUGAUGUAAAUGGCACAAUAUAUGAACUUAUUAAUGAUGGGCGUCGACAGAUAACUAUGGAACCAUUAACUUUACAACAGAACACUCAUUAUAAGGCAAGUAUCAAAGCAGUUGACAUGGUCGGUAGUGUCAGCGAUGGCGUCCAAUUAAUGUUUACCGCAGAUACAAAUCCUCCUAAUAAAACGGGUAUUCGUAUUUCUCAUAAAUGGCUGGAAGGAACUACUGUUCGAUUUUUAUGGGAAGGUGUAUUCAUAUCCGACAGCGACCUUUAUUACGAACUUACUAUUGGUACAAAUCCUGGCGGAAGUGACAUCAUGAAAUGGGUUGAAACAAAGCAGACGUCAUUCACACUUUAUGCUGUAGAUAAUUCAUUUGAACAUCAUUUGACUGUGACUGCAAUUAACGAAGCUGGGUUUUACACGUCGACCAUUUUAUCAUUUAACUAUGAUAACUAA
Messenger RNA from Owenia fusiformis, 2244 nucleotides. Lineage: Eukaryota; Metazoa; Annelida; Polychaeta; Sabellida; Oweniidae. The record is from the annotation of a GenBank genome assembly.